UCCGCUGCUACUGACUUGCAAUAAUUUCAGAUAACAUUAUGUAUUCCCUCCAACUCACUCAAAUACAUUAUUCAUUAUCAAUCCAGUUUGAGAUAACCGCGGUCCAAUUUGAGUUGAGCAGCUUAUUGACGAGGAUGAAGGAGAGAUUCAUAAUGGACAGCAAGAUAAAGCGGCUAAGAAGUGAGCGCACCUCCCUUUUCUGCGAGCUAGAGCUAGAAGGCAGCAGCUACAUCAGUGAGCAGGAAGACUUCGCACUAAUCAAAUGGCUCUUCAAGGCGCGAACAGAGCUGAUCCAGUUGAACAGAUACACGUUCAAUCAGCCAGUGAAGCUGUGCUCCCUGUGAACUGGCAGGAUGAAGAGGAUGUGAUGCAUUUCGUCGCCAGAUGCCCCAUACUACACGAGAUACGGUGCGCUUACCUGAGGAGAGGCUUGCUGUCGAGAGAGGAGCUGAAGAGGUACCUGGAUGGCAGUAACUGUAGAGAUGUUAGCCGCUACUGUGGGGCUGUUUGGCAGUACAGGUAUUCAUGAUCCAGGAGUUCAAUCUCUAAAGCUUUCUUAAGACGCAUCUUCUUUUGCAAUAGUAAUGAUGAAAUAGAACUUAUUUGCCGUAUUGUUUGAAUAUAAAUGUAACA
Messenger RNA from Nilaparvata lugens (brown planthopper), 633 nucleotides. RefSeq lists its product as uncharacterized. Bases 39 to 344 code for a protein of 101 amino acids. The record is from RefSeq and is a predicted model, not a curated record. The transcript has 2 exons. NCBI's taxonomy places the organism in Eukaryota, Metazoa, Arthropoda, Insecta, Hemiptera, Delphacidae.